Messenger RNA from Alosa sapidissima (American shad), 2330 nucleotides. RefSeq names its product F-box and leucine-rich repeat protein 6 (gene fbxl6). Gene Ontology annotation, molecular function: protein binding. NCBI's taxonomy places the organism in Eukaryota, Metazoa, Chordata, Actinopteri, Clupeiformes, Clupeidae. The transcript has 10 exons. Gene Ontology annotation, cellular component: SCF ubiquitin ligase complex. The record is from RefSeq and is a predicted model, not a curated record. Gene Ontology annotation, biological process: SCF-dependent proteasomal ubiquitin-dependent protein catabolic process. Bases 173 to 1999 code for a protein of 608 amino acids.
GACGUAGUACUCUAUUGUCCAAAUGCUUUUGAAAUGGUGAUGUUGGCGUUCGAUAUUAUCAACUUCCUCCUAAUUGCAUCACCUUGGAUCCAGACGAAUACAUAUUAAAGUCAGAGCCCGUCUACGGAUUAGACAUUCUCUGAACCAAAACAGAGGAUAACCAUAGGCAGACAUGGAAGGAGCCGACCACCACAAUCCUUCGUUAGGUCCUCAGUCAGUUGUUGGGUUUGGAGACGGAAGGCAGGAGGAGGUGGAAUCCACUUCAAGUGAGUUGCUUGUACCAACUGAUGGCUUGGCAAAUGGCAAUUCAACUAGUGAUGCGGCAUCUAGAGGGCCUUCCAAUAGAACUAACAAACGGAGUGCUCUUAAGAGAAAGAGUGGCCCCUCUACGGACUCAAAAGCCAAACUCAAAGCUAAGAGGAAGAAGUCUAAAAGUACCCGGACGCCCAGACCUAACUAUACAAUUGAGCAGGGAGAAGACAUGCUCCUGAUCAUAUCCAAUGUCAGUCAGAGUGACAGUGUGUGGAGGCCCAAACCGAAGGGCCGCAAAAAGAAAAUUAAGACACUGGUCAAGAAAAAAGGCCAAGAGAUAAUUGCCAAAAACAAGAAGAAAAGAAAACGUGUCAAGCCUAUCAGACGGACUGUCAUAGUGAACACUCAAUCAGAGGGCAGUGACCCCGAUCAUCAGAUUGAACAGGCAACUGUCACCCCCUCAGACGAUGGCACUGACCGCUGGGGUCAGAGACUCCCAGUAGAGGUGCUGGUUAAUAUAUUUCAGUAUGUUGUUCAUCGAGAUGGGGCAGUGCCAUUCCUGUGUAGGGUGUCGAGGGUAUGUCGGUUGUGGAAUGAUGCCGCAUCCAGUCCUAGCCUGUGGCGAAGUGUUACCAUGGGAUACUGCUGGAUAGAACCUGGCAAGAGUCAGCUCCCCAAAACAGAGAUGAGGAUCAAGGACACUGUAAGCUGGAUAGCACAGAACAGACUUUCUCAGCUCAGGGAAUUUUCACUUUGUCACUGGAAAAAGAAUGUGGACUACGUUGUUCAGGUUCUAUCUGAGUCCUGCCCUCAGCUGAGCUCCCUGAAGCUGUCCCAUUGUACAGGCGUGACAGACCGAUCCUUCCAGAGUCUGGCCAGCCACUGCAAGCAGCUGGAUAGCAUAGAUGUACAGAACAGUGAUGUCCAGGGUGAAGGCCUUGUCACAUUCUUCGAAACCUCUGGUCAUCAGAUCCGGAGGAUACUAUUUAGCCAUGGUUCAAAGAGCGAGAAACUGCUCACCAUCAUAUCAAAAGGCUGCUGUCCUGAGCUUCGCUCACUGGCAAUCAACACCAAUCUCAACACUGGAUUCUCUCAGCUUCCCAUCUGCAUUCCAGCUUUGCAGAUGGGUUGUCCCAAGCUUCAGGUUUUCAGCAUGAUGAACGUGAUGCCAAGGGCCAAGACGACUCGGAACGUUCCGACCUCCACUCUUGGCUUUCCUAUGUUGGAGGAGCUGUGCAUCGCAACCUCAUCUGUGUCCUUCUUCACGGAUCAGGACCUGAACAGUCUGCUCCACGGUUCCCCCCGGCUGCGAGUGCUGGACCUGCGAGGCUGCUCGCGUGUGACCCCUACUGCCCUUUCUGCCCUGCCUUGUGAAGAUUUAGAGUGUCUGUUCUGGGGCCUCUACUUUAACAGCACAUCAGUGGCAUCUUCUAAAAAGGGGCUGCACCUGCUGACACAAAAGUGGAGCCGCACGCUCCGUGAACUGGACAUCACCAACCAUGCCUUCUCUGAGGAGGACCUGGAGAUCGCCAUUGGUAACCUGGCCCUUGGUGAGGGUGUGGAAGGCCUGCGUUCACUGAACCUCAGUGGGACCAAAGUCACUUCACAGGCCCUCAGGUUACUGAUUGGCCAUGCUGUUGCUCUGGACUACCUAAACCUGUCAUCAUGCCGCUACCUUUUGAGGGGAAUGAAGAAAUUGUACCGUGGCCAGGAGGAUAUACGCCAACUCCUGGACAAAUUAGAAUAGAGUUUUAGGUAACACAUUUCAGUCACCAACUAAACAUCCAGUGCUCCUGUAAAUGGGUUUAUUGGAUGUUCUGGAUAUUGUGGUAAAUAAUAGACUAGAUCAUCAGUAUUUGUCAUUAAAUUGUAAUUUAAUUGAAAGUGAUAAGAUGCUACUGAUCACUAAUUCACAGGAGAAAUGUGAAGACUGGUGUUCUACCAUACAUCACCUGUCACCUAAACAUUAAGUUUUUGUGCUGUACUCUGUCAGUCUUCUUUUUGUACAUUAUUAUUGUUUUUAUACUACAGUUUAUACUUAUGAAAUAAACAUUCUCAAUGCUCAAUACAUGACGUGA